This is a messenger RNA of Miscanthus lutarioriparius, 564 nucleotides long. NCBI's taxonomy places the organism in Eukaryota, Viridiplantae, Streptophyta, Magnoliopsida, Poales, Poaceae. The record is from the annotation of a GenBank genome assembly.
AUGGGUUGGCGUUGGCACGACGACGACGGUGACAGCGGCCGGGGCCUCGGCGGUGUCCCCGACCUCGCCGGUGGCGGGGGCGAGGGGGCGCAGUGCGCCACGCGACGGGUCGUGCAGUCCCGCUGCCACACGGAGGAAGUCGAACCCGGCCGAUUCGUCCGCAAGUGCGAGAAGACGGAGCAGCUCCUCCGCGACUGCGUCGGCAGGCCCUCUGAACUGGUGGAAUCCAAAACUGAAAACACUGAGGAAGAUGUCACAGAAGAAAUGAAAAGUGGUUCACUUUCUCUUGGCUUUCCAAGAAACGAGCCCUUUGCAUUCCCUGGACUCCGCAGUGACAUGGAAGCCCUUGAGAAAGACUUCUUUGGGAACCUAGGGAACGUCCUGGAUGAAGCUGAGCGGAUGACCAACAGUUUCAUCAAAUCUUUUGGCUUUCCACCUGCUCAUGACAGCGAAUCAAGUCCGUUUCGAAGACAGCCUGCAGAGAGGCAUAUUGAGGAAGGUACUGCAAACAAGACCAAGGAGAGUGACUACUCAGAAUUCAGGAGCAAGAUUUCAGAUGUGUAA